UGCACUGUUUUUUCUUUUUUUCAGCUGCUCGAUAUUAGAGUAGCAUAUUCCGGGGGGCUUCGCCGUCUGUGGCAGUUUUUAAGGCCCUGCUAGGCUGACGAUUCGGCAACAGACACGCAACAAAAAUUAAUAUUAUAUAUAAAUAAAUAAAAACAAGCGACGCGAAAUCAAGCUUUCGACUCGCAUCGAGUUUGUUUUGGAUGAUUUCACUCCACCGCACGUCCGCCUCGGGUCUAGAUUUACAGACCCGCUACUGCUAACGUGCGUAAUGUAUCGUAGAGAGGAAACACAGUAAAUAGACGGAGACGUCCAUCUGCAAUAAAGAGGGAACGAAGAUGGUGAUGAUGGCUUCACCAAAUUUAGCCUCCAAAUGCUCGACAGCAAUGGCGAAGCCUUCCCUCUCCCUGAAGCUGUUUCUCUGGGUGUUUAUUGUCGUUAAUCUCCCUACAAGCUCCUUCCAGACUGAUGACGAUGAUGAGGUGGCUAACAAGACGUGGGUGCUGACUCCCAAAGUGCACGAGAGUGACGUCACACACAUCCUAAACAGCCUACUAGACGGAUAUGACAACAAACUAAGGCCUGACAUCGGAGUCAAACCAACAGUGAUCCACACAGACAUGUUUGUCAACAGCAUUGGUCCAGUAAAUGCCAUCAAUAUGGAAUACACAAUCGACAUCUUUUUUGCUCAGACCUGGUACGACAGGAGGUUAAAAUUCAACAGUACGAUGAAGGUUCUGCGUCUCAACAGCAACAUGGUUGGGAAGAUCUGGAUCCCGGACACUUUUUUCCGCAACUCAAAGAAGGCCGACGCCCACUGGAUCACCACACCUAAUCGCAUGCUUCGAAUUUGGAAUGAUGGUCGAAUACUCUACACCCUCAGGUUGACCAUCGAUGCAGAGUGCCAGCUUAAACUGAACAACUUCCCAAUGGAUGAGCACUCAUGUCCCCUGGAGUUUUCAAGCUAUGGCUACCCCAGGGAGGAGAUUGUGUACAAGUGGAAAAGGAGCUCAGUGGAGGUUGGCGACAUUCGCUCGUGGAGGCUCUACCAGUUCUCCUUCGUGGGCCUGAGGAACACCACUGAGGUUGUCAGGACUGUCUCAGGAGACUAUGUGGUGCUGACCGUCUUCUUUGACCUGAGCAGGAGAAUGGGCUACUUCACCAUUCAGACCUACAUCCCAUGCACCCUGAUUGUUGUCCUCUCCUGGGUCUCAUUCUGGAUCAACAAGGAUGCAGUACCUGCCAGGACAUCAUUAGGCAUCACCACUGUGCUGACCAUGACCACGCUGAGUACUAUUGCCAGGAAAUCCCUUCCAAAAGUUUCCUAUGUGACCGCCAUGGACCUGUUUGUGUCUGUCUGCUUUAUCUUCGUCUUUGCCGCACUCAUAGAGUAUGGCACGCUGCACUACUUUGUCAGCAACAGGAAGCCUAGCGCCAAAAAGGACAAGAAGAAGAAAAACCCGCAGACACCCACGGUAGACAUCCGUCCACGCUCGGCCACAGCCAUUCAGAUGAACAACGCCACGCACAUGCAGGAGCGAGACGAAGAGUACGGCUAUGAGUGUCUGGAUGGGAAGGACUGCACCAGCUUCUUCUGCUGUUUCGAAGACUGCCACUCCGGUGCCUGGCGGCACGGCAGGUUGCACAUUCGCGUCGCCAAGAUAGACUCGUAUGCACGCAUCUUCUUCCCCACUGCAUUUGGUCUAUUCAACCUGGUCUACUGGGUCUCCUAUCUCUAUCUCUAGGCCUGGGUGUGUACCCAGCCUUAUCAUACAGUUCAUUACAUUCUACAUAUGCUCUGUGCCAGCAAGGGACAUUUUAAAAAGGAGGCGACCCACUGAAAUACCCCACUGAUUUGAUUUAAUGCAUUUCCUUUAAUUCCUUAUUUUUAAUCUCUUUGAAUUUGAGUGAAUUUAUUUGAUAACUUUGACAGACAUUGCAAAUGUUGUAGCAUUACAUUGAACUGGUAUGAGGAAGUUUGUAGAUGUGUUGUGAAAACAUUGAUUGUGUGAGCAAUUAAGAAGAAUCCAAGUUUUGUUUUCAUGAUUCGACUUUUUAUUUGGAAUUUCUUCUUCAUGUCUUCUUAAUGGAAUUUUUUAUUUAAUUGCUGUAUUUUCAGACUAAUGCAUUAAUUGCGUAGAAGCAAUUAACAAUUUAAAUAAAGAGCAAUUCAGAUCACAGCAAACACCUAUCAGAGAAAUCUAAAUAACAUUACAGUAUGUCUUAUCUUUUAAUUUAAUUUUACACUUAACAUUCUAAAACACACAAUCUAAAGCACAUUAAUAGAACUAUGUUAGACAGUGAUGCUAAUUUAUUUUUAAUUUAUUUAGCCUUAGUGUUGGCACAAUUAAACAUUGCAUUUUUCAUGUGUGGUCAGAGAGAG
Molecule: messenger RNA, 2380 nt
Organism: Perca flavescens (yellow perch)
Lineage: Eukaryota; Metazoa; Chordata; Actinopteri; Perciformes; Percidae
Gene: gabrg2
Product: gamma-aminobutyric acid type A receptor subunit gamma2
Exons: 9
Coding region: 336-1742 (468 amino acids)
Biological process (GO): gamma-aminobutyric acid signaling pathway; monoatomic ion transmembrane transport; chloride transport
Cellular component (GO): membrane
Molecular function (GO): extracellular ligand-gated monoatomic ion channel activity; GABA-A receptor activity
Source: RefSeq, a predicted model, not a curated record